Molecule: messenger RNA, 2850 nt
Organism: Didymodactylos carnosus
Lineage: Eukaryota; Metazoa; Rotifera; Eurotatoria; Philodinida; Philodinidae
Source: the annotation of a GenBank genome assembly
AUGAUUACUAUGCAACUCGACUAUUACAUCGUUUUUAUAUUUCUUAUUACGUUAUUAUGUUUAAAAAACGGUACUGCAACAACAAUGACGAUGGAUAGUGAUAGUUGGGAUUUUCGUUAUGUUUCAAAUGAUGAAUUAUUACGUUCGGUGCAAAUAUUUCGACAAGAUGGUAUUGAUACGUACAGUGAAAUAUUGAUUGAUGACGAAAAACGAGAUCAAAUUAUUAUUGGAGCUAAAAACUACAUUUUACGAUUGAAGUUGAGUGAUUUUCAAGUUAAUGAAGUGUUGAAGUGGGAACCGAAUACUAAUGAAAUAAAUUCUUGUCGAAGUAAAAUUCAGUCUCUAACUGAAUGUCAAAAUCAUAUACGUGUAUUAUCAUUAAUUGAUAAUAAAUUAUUCGUAUGUGGAACAUUCGCUUAUAAACCAUUAUGUACGUGGAGAGAACCAAAUUCAAUAUCAUCGAUUAUUAGUGGUGUUCAGGGAGAUCAAAUAUCAGGAGAUGGAAAAUGUCCUUAUAAUAGCAAAUUUAAAUCAGCAUAUCUAGCAUUAAAUAACAGUGAAUUUUAUUCUGGAACUAGUAGUGAACAAAUAGUUGGAUUUUCUGAUGUAUUAAUCGAACGAAGUUUAUCAAUACAAACCAAACAAUUAAGGACGCAACAACACGAUUCAAAUUGGCUUAGAAAUCCAUAUUUUGUGCAAAUAAUCGAAAUUGAUAACUAUAUUUACGUGUUUUUUCGAGAAACAGCUUUAGAACAUUUAGCAUGUGGAACGAGUGUUUAUUCUCGUGUUGCACGAUUAUGUAAAUAUGAUGAUGGUUUAAUGAAGUAUUCUGAUACAUUCAAAACAUUUUCAAAAGUUAGAAUAAACUGUUCAAUUGAAGGUGAUACUACAUUUUAUUUUAACGAAUUGGAAACAUUGUAUUACGAUUAUCAAAAUAAAUUGAUCUAUGCCGGUUUCAACGCACCAAAAAAUGGUUUGUUGGGUGCUGCUGUGUGCAUCUACGAUAUCGAAAAUUUAACUCAAGUAUUUUCGACACCAUUUUUAUCACAAAAGUCAAAUGAAUCAUUUUGGUUGCCAGCAAAUGAUCAAAAAGAAGAUACAGAGAAGUGUGAAUCUCAUGGGUCCUCAUCUACAUCGUCCUUCAGUACAUUUAUUCCUGGUGGUAUUCGUCCUGUUUUACGUUCGGGUUUAUUUCGACCGUCAUUCAAAGCACUAGAACUCGAUUCUAUUCGUAUUGGUCAUUUAUUUGUGGAUACGCUUAUAUAUAAAAAUCAAGAUAAAAUAACUAUUCUACUUGUCAUUACAUUAGAUGGACGUUUAUUAAGAAAAUAUUCCUUACUUAAUUCAAUGACGAAAUUAUGUCUCGUUGAAGAAGUUAGUCUCAAACCAAAAGAUAUUUCAAUUCAAGAUUGGACAGUAAACAAAGCUACAUUUCUGCAGGAUUCUAAAGAGUUGAUAUUAACAACUCCGAUAUCAGUCAUGAAGCUGUCUGUAGUGAGAUGUGAUCGUUUUAAUACAAGUCUAUUAUGUAUGGGUGCUAUGGAUCCAUACUGUAUGUGGGAUCCAAAUCAUCAACGAUGUGUACUUUAUACGACAGUACAUAGAAAUUAUAAUAUACAAACAAGUUGGACAUGUCCGAUACUCAAUUUAACAAUCGAUGGUGGUUUAAGUCCUUGGUCAUCUUGGUCACAAUGUCAACAAUCCACAGGUGAAAGUUGUUCAUGUCGAACAAGAACAUGUACUCAUCCUUCACCAAGAUUCAAUGGGAAACAAUGUGAAGGAAUAACAGUUGAAAUAUCGAAAUGUGAAGUACAUGGCGGUUGGAGUCAAUGGUCAUUGUGGACUCAGUGUGGUCAAACGUGUGGAAAAUCUUAUCGUUCUCGUUUUCGAACAUGUACAAAUCCUGUGCCAAAAUAUAACGGACGAGUCUGUGUUGGUUCUGAGAGAGAAGAAGAAAUGUGUCCAGAAAUUUUGUGUUCCCAAGAUGGAAAUAAAGACAUAAAGAUGACGGCAUGGAGCGAUUGGGACACAUGCAGCAAACGAUGUGGUGGUGGAAUUCAGAAACGACGAAGAACAUGUUUUGGUAUAGAAAAUUGCCAGGAAUGUACAGAAGAGACACGUAUAUGUAAUGAAACACCAUGUCCAAUUCAACAAGCAUAUUUGUGGGGAGAAUGGAUCCGAUUGCAAUCUAUUGUUGGUGGUUAUACUGAGAAACGCAUUCGUUAUGUGUGUAGUUCAGAACCAACACUAAAGGCAGAUAAAGUAUCUUACAGAGUCUGCCGUGAUUACGAAGGAAUACCAGUAGAUUGUGAAGAAAAAGACUCAAUCGAUAAUUUAAGAUAUUAUGAAUGGACAGCAUGGUCUACUUGGAGCGAAUGUUAUCCUCCAUGUAGUGGUGGCAAACAGAGCCGUCGUCGUACUUGUUUAGGUGAUAAAUGUUUGGGAAAUGAUCUAGAUCAACGUGAUUGUCCAAUAUGUCAGGGUGGAUGGUCAUGUUGGUCUGAUUAUUCGGAGUGUCUUUAUACUUUGAAUCAAUGCCGCUUAAAACGUAAAACUUUGUCGACUAAUGACUUUAUAAAUGAUGAUGUCAACAAAGAUUAUUUUCAAGCAUUGACUAAUCCGUCACCACAUACAACCGAUACUGAUACAUUUACAAAGUUUCGAUCGUUAGAUUCAUCGUCGAAUGGCGGUGGAAGUGCAACAAGUAACGGUGGAGGUGGAAUUUAUAAAGAAAUACCAUCGAGAAAACUGAACAUGUACAUCAAUCCACGAGAUAUGAUUAAUCCAACGACGAAACGACAGUCAAUUAUGUCAUCCAUGAAAACAAAUCUCGACGCAGAUGAUUUGUAG